ACGGCGGCUGUAAAUUACUAGAUGAAAGGAUAGUUAGGAGUAACAAAGUGCUAUUACUGCGUGGACCUCAAGGCACCACAUACCUGACCAGAGCGCAUGCAAUAGUGGGUGUGUGGGACUAUUUAAGCUCAGGCUGCUCCCUCAUGCUCCAUCCACUGCGCGGAUCUUCCACACGACUUCAGUAUAUCUUCUCCUCACACAGAUUCAACAUGACGGCUGAGGGAGAGGCUGCGCUGGGAUCUAUAGACAAUCCAAUCAAGUUUAAAAGACAAGACUAUAAGACUUUGUUGGAGACAUGCCUCGCGUCCGGCCAGCUCUUUUCCGAUCCCUGGUUUCCCGCAGAACACAAGUCCAUCGGGAUGCCAGAAGACCCCGACCCCCAAAAGGUGAUCAAGUGGAUGCGGCCAAAGGCUAUCACUCAGACUGCAGUGUUUGUUGAGGGGACUACUGGGACCACUGACAUCUGCCAGGGCCAACUUGGGAACUGCUGGUUACUGGCUGCCCUGUCCAGUCUGACGAUGCACCCCCAGCUCUUUGUCAAAGUGGUACCACCAAACCAAAGUCUGUCAGAGCCGUACGCAGGCAUCUUUCGCUUUAAGUUCUGGCAGUAUGGUGAGUGGGUGGAAGUGGUGGUGGAUGACCGACUGCCAGUGCGCCAGGGCCGUCUGCUCUUCAGCUACUCUCACACUCGCAAUGAGUUCUGGAGCGCCCUGGUGGAGAAGGCCUAUGCCAAGCUCAUGGGGUCUUAUGGGUGUUUGAAGGGGGGCAACAUUUCAGAAGGCAUGGAGGAUUUCACCGGUGGAAUUGCAUACUCCCGUCCAGUCUUGUCUCGUACACCUCCAGUGUUUUGGAGGCUGCUGACAAGUGCCCUGUCCCGAGGCAGUCUACUGAGCUGUUUUAUUGAGGCACAAAGCUACAGGGAGGUUGGAGUUGUGACAAAUGAAGGGUUGAUCAAGGGACAUGCCUAUGCUAUAACGGACACCGACAAGGUGCAGACAGGCUCGGAAGAGACUUUGCUGUAUAAGUUGAGAAAUCCCUGGGGUUUUGUUGAAUAUCGUGGGCCAUGGAGUGAUAAAAGCAAAGAGUGGGAUAGUGUAGAUGAAGCUGAGAAGGAGAGGGUUGAACUCAAAAGAACUGAAGACGGAGAGUUUUGGAUAAGUUCUGAGGACUUCAGUCGCUUGUUUAAUAUUGUGGAACUAUGCAGUGUCAACCCUGAUAUGCUAGAGGGAGAGUCUGCUCCUGAAUUCACUUGGACCAUCACUGAACAUGAAGGGUUUUGGGUGCCGGGAAGCUCCGCCGGAGGAAGCCGCCAAUACAGACGCACUUUCUGGACAAACCCGCAGUACGAGUUAGUCCUCACUGAAAAGGAUUUGGAUGAUGAAGAUGACGAUGAGGAGGAGGAGGAUGACGAAGAUGAUGAGGAAGCUAAUGAGGAGAGUACUGUAACAGACAAUAAGAUGACUGAGAAACAGGAGAAGAAAGCCAAACAGUGCACUGUGGUGGUGGAGCUGCUGCAGAAGGACCGCAGGCAGAAAGAUAGAGUGAACUUCCUCUACAUCGCUUUUCAUAUCUACAAGGUUCCUCCUGAGCUUCAGGGCCAAUGUCUGUACAGCUCCUUCUUUUCCAAGACUCGUCCUAUUACUCGAUCUGGAAAAUACAAAGCACAAAGGGGUGUGUGGAGAAAGGUGCAUUUGGACCCAGGUUACUAUGUCAUUGUGGCCUCCACGUACAAACCAAACCAACCAGGAGAGUUCUUCAUUCGCAUCUACUCCAAGGCAGGGAACACACUGGGGACUCAGGAUUUUAUUUGCUCUUCAGAUUUUCUGCAGGUUAUGGCCCUUCCUGUCUCUCCAGAGGACCACGCUCAUGUUGAGAAGAUGUUUGAUGAGACAGCUGCUGGAAAUGACAAGCUAUCUGCCAAGGAGCUAAGGAAGCUCUUCAACUCUGUUCUCAAAAAGGAUUACCAUCUGCCAUUAGACACCUGCAGACAGCUCAUAUUUGCAGAAGAUACCAAAGGGCAUGGCAGCCUAAAUCGCAAACAAGCAGAGAAUGUGAUGACCAGGCUGCGCGCUCUACAGGAUACUUUUCUCAAAUUCGAUGAGGACUCUUCUGGGACCAUGAGCUCCUUUGAACUCGGAAAUGCUCUGACAGCAGUUGGUAUACAGUGUGAUACCAAAGUGGUGCAGUUACUGUGUGAGAGAUUUGCCUCUGGACAGCUUCAGAUGCCCUUCCAUGGAUUUGUGGCCAGUGUGACUAGACUGAACAAGCUUUUUGCUUUGUAUGAUUCAGAGACCAGCCAGGAGGUAAAAGACAGAGGCAUUAACGCUUGGCUGCUCCAGUUCUUGGUGAUGUGAGAAUUUUCAGUCAAGUGGCUCUACUUGGACUCAGCCAACAAUGUAACACCACUACUUGUUAUUGGACAUGUAUCCUAACCCAAUGUACCAUUUAAGCACAAGAAAUGCAACUACAUUGAUAUAUUACUUUUAUACCCGUGAGCAUAUUUCAGUACUUU
Periophthalmus magnuspinnatus is the source of this 2512-nucleotide messenger RNA. RefSeq names its product calpain 12 (gene capn12). Bases 144 to 2354 code for a protein of 736 amino acids. Lineage: Eukaryota; Metazoa; Chordata; Actinopteri; Gobiiformes; Gobiidae. Gene Ontology annotation, biological process: negative regulation of apoptotic process; proteolysis. The record is from RefSeq and is a predicted model, not a curated record. Gene Ontology annotation, molecular function: calcium ion binding; calcium-dependent cysteine-type endopeptidase activity. Gene Ontology annotation, cellular component: cytoplasm. The transcript is spliced from 22 exons.